This is a messenger RNA of Staurois parvus, 486 nucleotides long. NCBI's taxonomy places the organism in Eukaryota, Metazoa, Chordata, Amphibia, Anura, Ranidae. The record is from the annotation of a GenBank genome assembly.
UGUGCCACUUUCAGGUCUCCUCACACACUGCUGGUGUGUUCCAUUUUUUGUCAUAGGGUGCUGGCAGAUUACGGGCCUCCCAUUGCUGCUGCCAGGCCCGUAAUCUGCCAUGGGCCCCAGUACCGCCUCCUCAUGCUGCUGCCAGGUCCACAGUCUCUCAUGGGUCCCUGUACGGCCUCCCAUUGCUGCUGUCUCCAUCGCCACACUCUGCCAUGUGCCACUUUCAGGUCUCCUCACACUGCUGGUGUGUUCCAUUUUUGUCAUAGGGUGCUGGCAGAUUACGGGCCUCCCAUAGCUGCUGCCAGGCCCCUAAUCUGCCAUGGGCCCCUGUACCGCCUCCUCAUGCUGCUGCCAGGUCCAGAGUCUCUCAUGGGUCCCUGUACGGCCUCCCAUUGCUGCUGUCUCCAUCGCCACACUCUGCCAUGUGCCACUUUCAGGUCUCCUCACACACUGCUGGUGUGUUCCAUUUUUUGUCAUAGGGUGCUG